AUGCUGGCGGACAGAAAGGAUGCAAUUUUGAGUGCGAUCUUCAGCACGGCGUACUUCAGUUGCUUUGUCCACUUGCUGAGUAUCUGCUGUAAUCGUUUCAUUGCUCUUCAGUACAAGGACUCAUAUGGGAGAAUGUUCACCAAGCGUACCGUCAUUGCAAUCAUCCUGAUCGACUGGGCGUUCGGCGUUUUAAGCAGCAUCCCGUCCGCCACCGAUAGUUGCAUCCUACUUCACUACUUGACCAACUUCUCGAUUGCCUACCAUGACGUAGACUCAAGGAUCGCAACAAUAACGGCGUACAAAUGGUACACCGGCGCCGUGAACGCCUGCGUGUUCGUGAUGCUGCGCAUUUUUGCGUAA
Molecule: messenger RNA, 360 nt
Organism: Soboliphyme baturini
Lineage: Eukaryota; Metazoa; Nematoda; Enoplea; Dioctophymatida; Soboliphymatidae
Source: the annotation of a GenBank genome assembly